CGUCAACCGUCCCUCGCGGCGCGCGCGGUGCUGAACUCCAAAUUUCCUCUGGGCUUGCUGUGGGGCGUAAACCUGCAGGCUGUCAGGGCUGUUGGCUCGGCGGGAGCCUAGGGCUACCUACUCGGAUCUGUGUCAUCAGAUUACACUCACUUGCUCCUGGGAAGGCGACGACAUCAUCUAGACGCUAUCAUUGGACUCCGCCCGGAGCCCGCAGCUUCGCUCUUGGCAGUUUUGACAGGUGUCGCCUUGAAAUAAAUGGCUCCUGGGCAGAAUCGAGUGGUUGCUCUUGUAGACAUGGACUGCUUUUUUGUACAAGUGGAACAGCGGCAAAAUCCUCAUUUGAGGAAUAAACCUUGUGCAGUCAUACAGUACAAAUCAUGGAAAGGUGGUGGAAUUAUUGCAGUGAGCUAUGAAGCCCGUGCAUUUGGCGUCACUAGAAACAUGUGGGCGGAUGACGCUAAGAAGUUAUGUCCAGAUCUUCUCCUGGCACAAGUUCGUGAGUCCCGUGGAAAAGCUAACCUCACCAAGUACCGGGAAGCUAGUGUUGAAGUGAUGGAGAUAAUGUCUCAUUUUGCUGUGAUUGAACGUGCCAGCAUCGAUGAGGCUUAUAUAGAUUUGACCAGUGCUGUACAAGAAAGACUUCAAAAGUUACAAGGUCAGCCUAUCUCAGCAGAGUUGCUGCCAAGCACUUACAUUGAAGGGCUGCCCCGAGGCCCUACAGUAGAAGAGACUGUUCAGAAAGAGGCUAUUCGGAAACAAGGCUUGCUCCAGUGGCUUGGUUCUCUUCAGAGUGAUGAUCCCACCUCUCCAGACCUCAGGCUGACUGUGGGAGCCGUGAUUGUGGAAGAAAUGAGAGCAGCCAUAGAGAGGAAGACUGGCUUCCAGUGUUCAGCUGGAAUCUCCCACAAUAAGGUCCUGGCAAAACUUGCUUGUGGACUAAAUAAGCCCAACCGCCAAACCCUGGUCUCACAUGGGUCAGUGCCACAGCUCUUCAGCCAGAUGCCAAUCCGUAAAAUCCGAAGUCUUGGAGGAAAGCUAGGGGCUUCUGUCAUUGAAGUCCUUGGGAUAGAAUACAUGGGUGACCUGACCCAGUUCACUGAAUCCCAGCUCCAGAGUCAUUUUGGAGAGAAGAAUGGGUCUUGGCUGUAUGCCAUGUGUCGAGGUAUUGAACACGAUCCAGUUAAACCCAGGCAGUUACCUAAAACUAUUGGCUGCAGCAAGAACUUUCCAGGGAAAACAGCUCUGGCGACUCGGGAGCAGGUACAGUGGUGGCUUUUGCAGUUAGCUCUGGAACUUGAGGAGAGGCUAACCAAAGACCGAAAUGAUAAUGACCGCGUGGCCACUCAGCUGGUCGUCAGUAUUCGUGUUCAGGGAGACAGGCGUCUCAGCAGCCUGCGGCGGUGCUGUGCCCUCCAUCGCUAUGACGCUCACAAGAUGAGCCAGGAUGCAUUUGCUGCCAUCAGGAACUGUAAUACAUCUGGAAUCCAAACUGAGUGGUCCCCUCCUCUCACGAUGCUCUUCCUCUGUGCUACCAAGUUCUCUGCGGCUGCCCCUCCAGCUUGCAUGGAUAUCACUGCGUUCCUGAGUAGUGACUCAAGUUGUCAGCCAAAGGUGCCAAUUGCCAGCUCUGAGACUAGGACCCAGGCACCUGGCCCAGCUGUACCAACCUCUAAAGAGGCAGCCACAUCUCUAGCAUCUUUUUUUCAAAAAGCUGCCAAAAAGCAGAAAAUGAAAGAGACUUCCUUUGUACCUGUUAACACAGCCACAGAGAAGUUAUCAUCCAAGCCUUCACUUGUGUUCCAAAGCAGCCAGACCACAGGAAGUCAGUCUUUCUUUAAGCAGAAGAGCCUGCUGCUCCAGCACACACAGCUGAGGGACUCUGCAACUCCUGACCCUCCACAGGCCAACCCUGAAGUGCAACCAAACUGUCUGCCAACAGAGUGUGUAGCCUGUGGUCCUGACGAUGGAGUGUUGAAGCCGGUAUCCUCUAAAGCAGUGUCUACAGAAAUGAAUGUGGCUGGGGACAGUCCAAACAUGCCGGAUUCUCCAGCUUACAAAUCUCAGGAGGUGGCCCAAAGGGCCACUGAGGACCACGUGCUCUGUGAGAAGUGUGACUCCCUGGUUCCAGUGUGGGACAUGCCAGAACACAUGGACUACCAUUUUGCAUUGGAGUUGCAGAAGUCUUUUUUGCAGCCUUGUACUUCAAAACCCCAGGCUAUUCCUGCCAUGUCUCCUCAGGGCAAAAGAAAUCCCAAGAGUCCCUCGGCUUCCAGUAGUAAGCGCCUUAAGCCCCACGGCAUGCAGACACUGGAAUCGUUUUUUAAGCCACUGGCGCAUUAGUGCUGCCCGGGGCGUCAGGAGAGCGUUACUAUUUUAUUUCUAAGGGAUGGGAUCGCGCUGACUGCUCAAGGGGAGUAUGACAUUUCUAAUACAAAGUUAGGGGUGUUUUCUUCCAGUGGGAUUCUGCUCCUGUUGCUGAUCCAUGCUUUUCCUCUCUAGGGAGAUAGUGUCAUAAAAGGUAUAAAGAACCUUGGCAAGCUCACUCGCUUCCUAUAAAACUAACUAAGGACUAAACGGAGUUAGGAGUACAACCCAAAAAAACUGUAAAAGAAAGGGGGAAGUGGGGCUGGAGAUAGAGCUCACUUGUCUAGGACGGCUUGUGCAAGGCCCCAUGUUUCCCGGUUCUGGGAGGAAAACGAGGACUAUUAAGAUGGGCAAGUGCAAACGGCCAAAGUAAUGGAUUUAGCAGUCUUUCUCAGCCUGCUGUUGGGAUUAAAUCUUUCAGGCUUUUCUGAUAAAUUACAUGACUUUGAAUUACGUAUGAAACCAGGUAGUAGGUUUAAUGGAUAGGAAAACAGACAGCAUAGAUAUUUUUUCCUACAUAAAUAUAA
Messenger RNA from Mus caroli (Ryukyu mouse), 2891 nucleotides. RefSeq names its product DNA polymerase eta (gene Polh). Gene Ontology annotation, molecular function: damaged DNA binding; DNA-directed DNA polymerase activity. Gene Ontology annotation, cellular component: site of double-strand break; nucleus; replication fork. The record is from RefSeq and is a predicted model, not a curated record. Gene Ontology annotation, biological process: response to radiation; error-prone translesion synthesis. Lineage: Eukaryota; Metazoa; Chordata; Mammalia; Rodentia; Muridae.